CGACACACGCUCACUCGAAUGAACAAUCGGUUAUUCAGUCAUAUUCGGGCAAUUGAGGAGCUUUCGCGUUUUUCUUCUAUUUUUCCGUGCUGGAUGGCUGGUUUGUGCGAGUGGGCCGCGUUUGCUGGGUUUUAUUUUGGCGGUUUGCGACGCGGAGAAUCGAUUUGUUGUUGUAAAUGGGAAGUAGGUGCUUGCUGAUAAUGCGAACUUGCGAAGAGUCGCCAGCAUGGACCACAUGGCCGAAAACUACCAACUCAAAUGGCACUCCUUCGGCAGCUACCUCCACUCCUGCAUCGCCACCUCCCUCCAGAACGAAUCCUUCGCCGACGUGGCCCUCGUCACCGUCGACGGCCGCCAGAUCAUGGCGCACCGCUUCGUCUUAUCCGCCUGCAGCCAGUACCUGCACCAGGUGCUCAAACUCCAGCCGCGCGUCACCACCGCACUACCCCUCAUGAUCAUCCUCCCACCCGAGAUCAACUACCGCACCAUGAAGACCCUCGUCCAGUACAUGUACAGCGGCGAGGCCACCGUCUCUAAGGACAUCCUCGAGCCCGUCUUGCGCGGCGGCGACAUCCUCAAAGUCAAGGGCCUGUGGCGGCCCAAGGAGGACGAGAGCAGCGAGAACCGCCUGGUCAAGGUGCAGCACAAGAGCGACAAGAAGCAGGCGCCGCCGCAGUCGCCGGCGCCGCGCGCCGACAAAGACGGCCCGGAGGCGGCGGCCGGCGCCCCCAAGGUGCUCAACUACACCAUCAACAUGGUGAAGACGUACCAGAAGGUGGACAAGCAGGCGCUGGCGGCGGAGAUGGAGAAGAUGAAGGGGGAGAAGCAGAACUCGGUGAUCAAGAGCACGGAGGAGGAGAAGCGGUCGGCGGCGAGCGGGGAUUCGGAGGACGGGGGCGAGAAGACGGAGCAGAGCAACGAUUCGCUGCAGUUUCUGGUGAUCAAGGAGGAGCCGAUCGAGUGGACGGAGGUGAACGAGGCGGAGAUGGAGCUGGUGGACGAGAAGGAGGUGUUCAGUACGGAGAUGACGAUCAAGCCGGAGAUUUACAUGGAGGACUCGGAGGAGCAGGGGUUGUACUCGCCGCUGACGUGCGAACUGUGCACGGAGACGUUCACGCUUCCGGCGGAAUGGGUGCGGCACGUGCAGACCCAUACGGAUAUGCUACCAGCGAAGAGGCAAAGAAGGGGGAAGAACCAACAGGACGACGACUCGGACGCCCCGUUCCCCCAGCUCCACUGCGACUUGUGUCAGAAAUACUUCCCAACGCCCGCGGAAUGGGUCCACCACAUCCAGAAUACCCACACGGAGUUCGAGUUGCACCUGUCUAACAAGACCGCACCCGGCAAAGUGAUAAAAACUCCAAAGACUUUCAGCCCUGCGCAGAAUUCGUGCACGAUUUGUUCCAAAAAGUUCCCCUCCCAUGCUUCCUUGCUGAUACAUAAGCGCACCCAUACGGGGGAAAAACCAUACAUGUGCGAACUGUGCUAUAAGGGUUUCAAUGUGAAGAGCAACCUCCUGAGGCACUUGAGGACUGUCCACGACAAGAUCAUCAACCCGACCGAGGUUGAGGACGGGAGUAAGGAGGACACGGGUGACUGAGUUCCGAUGCAUUUCAUGUGUACAUAAAAUUUGAUUUCUGAUUAUAUUCUUAAUAAAACCAAUAAAAUUUAAUCGAAGGAA
This is a messenger RNA of Zophobas morio, 1681 nucleotides long. Its product is annotated as zinc finger protein Xfin. Bases 227 to 1600 code for a protein of 457 amino acids. Lineage: Eukaryota; Metazoa; Arthropoda; Insecta; Coleoptera; Tenebrionidae. Gene Ontology annotation, biological process: regulation of transcription by RNA polymerase II. Gene Ontology annotation, molecular function: protein binding. The transcript has 3 exons. Gene Ontology annotation, cellular component: nucleus. The record is from RefSeq and is a predicted model, not a curated record.